AUGUCGGCUGACCCGAUGGAUGUCGAGCUGGAAUCCUCGUGCUUCGCGACGACCAAGCAGGUGACGGCAACAAGCAAAGGCAAAGGCAAGGGGAAGGGGAAGAUGGCGGACCCGGGGGCGCCGGGCCCGACGACGAGCGCGGCCGCCGUGGCACGCCUGGCGCACCGCGAGACCGCGAGGCAGACUCUGCCCUGGGUGGAGAAGUACCGGCCCUCGUCGCUGGAGGAGCUCGUGGCCCACGAGGACAUCGUCGGCAUCCUCCAGAAGCUGAUCGCCAGCAACAAGCUGCCGCACCUGCUGUUCUACGGCCCACCGGGGACCGGGAAGACCUCGACCAUCCUGGCGUGCGCCAAGAAGCUCUACGGCGCAGACUUCAAGAUGAUGGUCCUGGAGUUGAACGCCUCUGAUGAUCGAGGCAUCGACGUAGUGCGAGGCCAGAUCAAGGAGUUUGCCGGCACGAAGCGCCUGUUCAGCUCCGGCGUGAAGCUGGUCAUCCUAGACGAGGCGGACGCGAUGACCAACGAUGCGCAGUUUGCUCUUCGCCGAGUUAUCGAGAAGUACACGAAGCACACCCGCUUCUGUAUGAUCUGCAACUACGUGAACAAGAUCAUCCCGGCGUUACAGUCGCGGUGCACCAAGUUCCGGUUCGCCCCCCUGAAGCCGGAGCAAAUACAGGGGCGACUGCAGCACGUGGUGGAUCAGGAAAAGGUUACGAUCACACCAGAUGGCGUGGAGGCGGUGAUGCGCCUGGGGCAGGGGGACAUGCGCCGCGUCCUCAACCUCUUGCAAUCCACGCACAUGGCCUACCAGAAGGUCGACGAGCGGCACGCCUACCUGUGCGCGGCCGCACCUCUGAAGGAGGACAUGGAGUACAUCCGCAACGCUCUCCUGACGGCUUCGUUCAAAGACGCGUUUGACGGCAUCCUGAAGCUGACGACCGCGAAAGGAUACUCCCUCGGGGACAUCGUACAGGAGCUCGCGCUGAAGGUGAUGGAGAUUGAGCUGCCGGCGGCGGUGAUGGUACACCUUCUGGACGAGAUGUCCAACACGGAGGAGCGGUUGGCGCACGGGGGCUCCGAGCGGCUGCAGCUGGGGUCCCUGGUCGGGGCCUUCGCUACCGCCAGACAUAUGAUGUCUCCGGCAAGCUGAAGCACUCUCUCUCUUUCUGCGUCGUCGAGAGGGAACCCUUGCAAAUAGAAACGCCGACACACCUCCUGUGCAGUAAAUCCUUGGUAUGGUUCUGCUCAGCAUGCGGCAUAGAUAGUUUGUCGUGCGUGCAGGACUAGCACACACGCCCUGCGUGUGUGGCGGUAAGCUUGUUAGACCUAGGCGCUAGCCCGGGGGAUAGGAAGCUGUGUGUGCCCACCGCCUGGAAGCAUGCGGUCGCCUAAUGCUGUGUUAAGUUGGACAAUGUCACGGGGCAGGUGCUAUGACCCUGCCGCUGUGCCAUGUUGCCAUUUUUGCUGCUGCGCGAGCUGUUGUGCGAAAGACCGUCGCCGCUACUCUAGCGACUUUGUGCAGACAGGUUGCCAAGUCUUCACUUAGUGCCGGUGCCUCAUGGUUCUACGUGUGCGUACAUCUACGUUCUGGUUUUGUGAGACUUGAAGUAGGCCCUUUGAUGUCCUUGGGCGGUGGGAGGAUUUUCCCGUAUUAUUGUGGCGGAUGCCUUAGAAAAUAUUCGUACAAUCACCGAAAGACUGCUGUACCCGUUCGAGACAAUACCCCAGUCAAUGGCGUGUAUGUCGUGAGGUCUUUACAGUGAGUGGGGAAAGGAAGCUGCUGGAUACUGGGCCUACAAUUGAGUUUGUUUUGAAGCCUUUGCACUGACGGGUCUUUGUACUGGCGCAUGAUGAGCGGCGCUAGCAGCCUGAGAGGAUCUCGGCUCUUGGAGGGAGAAUGCAGGGUGGCACAACGGUCCAUUUCGAUGAAACCGACGUUUCGCGAAAGACUAGUUGGAAGACUACUUGUUGGCGGAUGAGACGCACGUUGCGUUUGCCGCCGGAGGCAGGUCUUGUCUCAGCUACCCCAGCUGGCG
This is a messenger RNA of Ectocarpus siliculosus, 2035 nucleotides long. NCBI's taxonomy places the organism in Eukaryota, Phaeophyceae, Ectocarpales, Ectocarpaceae. The record is from the annotation of a GenBank genome assembly.